AAACAAGAAAUAAAGGUGUCUGCUUACUGAGGGAGGAGUUUGAGCAGAAAAAUGGCGUACUUGAGCAUGGGAGAGGCCCACAGGAGAAUCAACGACUACCUCAACCGCUUCUCCGACGCCGUUUCGACCCAGGACGGUGCUUCCCUCAAGCAGCUCCUCUCUCUCUCAUCCAACAACCCCGCUAUCCUCUCUCUCGCCGAUGCCCUCAACGUCUUCCAGGACGCCAAUAGAUUGAUUAAACAGUCCGAUAACGACACUCAAUUUGGUGAAAUUCUGGUUCAUCUGUUCCGUGCUUUUCAGAGUUACCGAGUCGGGAGCUUCAUUGAUUCUUACCAAGCCUUUGAAAAAUCUGCAAAUGCUUUUAUUCAGGAGUUUAGGAACUGGGACACAGCUUGGGCUUUGCAAGCAUUGUAUGUUAUAGCCUAUGAAAUUAGGGUUCUAGCCGAGAGGGCUGAUAAGGAAUUGGCUUCAAAUGGAAAGUCCCCGGAGAAGUUGAAGGGAGCUGGUUCUUUCCUUAUGAAAGUUUUUGGUGUUCUUGCUGGAAAAGGACCAAAACGUGUUGGAGCAUUAUACGUGACUUGCCAGUUGUUUAAAGUUUACUUUAAGCUUGGUACAGUUCACCUUUGCCGCAGUGUGAUAAGGAGCAUUGAAACUGCAAGAAUAUUUGAUUUUGAGGAAUUCCCUAAGAGAGAUAAGGUCACUUACAUGUAUUAUACAGGCCGCCUAGAAGUUUUCAAUGAAAAUUUCCCUGCUGCCGAUCAUAAAUUGUCGUAUGCCUUGAGGCAUUGCAAUCCACAGAGUGAAGCAAAUAUAAGGAUGAUAUUGAAAUAUUUGAUACCCGUGAAGCUUUCAAUCGGCAUCUUACCAAAUGAUUGGCUUCUGGAAAAGUAUAACCUAGUUGAGUAUAAGAAUGUUGUACAAGCUCUAAAAAGAGGUGAUCUCCGACUUCUUCGGCAUGCUCUUGAAGAGCACGAAGAUCGGUUCUUGAGAUCAGGUGUUUAUCUUGUCCUGGAGAAGCUAGAACUCCAAGUCUACCAGAGAUUAAUAAAGAAAAUUUACAUUAUCCAAAAGCAGAAGGACCCGAUCAAAGCUCAUCAGCUGAAAUUAGAAGUAAUUGUCAAAGCAUUGAAAUGGCUUGAGAUAUCCAUGGAUCUCGAUGAGGUGGAGUGCAUAGUGGCCAUAUUAAUAUACAAAAAUCUUGUGAAGGGGUACUUUGCACACAAGAGCAAAGUUGUAGUUUUAAGCAAGCAAGAUCCUUUCCCUAAAUUGAAUGGAAAGCCUGUCAAUUCAUAGAGAAAAUUGACAGAAGUAGUUUGGUGUUGAAAAAUAUGCUAUGUAGAUGUUAUGGGUUGGCCAGUUUCAGUUCCUCGUCAUUGGAAUGAAGAAUUGCUGCUUUGUACCUGAAAAAUGUUGUCAAAGGGAAUCAUAUGGAGGGGUUUGGGCCACAUAUGAGGCAGCUUAUAACGACAAAAGCUAUACAAGUCUCUUAUUUUUACAGCCCUUGUAAUUUUGAAUUUUGUGAGUCAUGUUUUUCUUUUUUGAAAAUCUUGAGAACUCAACAGCCAUCAUAGAUUCAUGUUCAUGCUCAUUAUUCACCCCAAAUAUAUAUCAAUUUUUGUUAGGAAUUAUGUCUA
Molecule: messenger RNA, 1634 nt
Organism: Prunus mume (Japanese apricot)
Lineage: Eukaryota; Viridiplantae; Streptophyta; Magnoliopsida; Rosales; Rosaceae
Gene: EER5
Product: proteasome family protein
Biological process (GO): transcription elongation by RNA polymerase II; post-transcriptional tethering of RNA polymerase II gene DNA at nuclear periphery; poly(A)+ mRNA export from nucleus
Cellular component (GO): transcription export complex 2
Molecular function (GO): double-stranded DNA binding; RNA binding
Source: RefSeq, a predicted model, not a curated record